This is a messenger RNA of Periophthalmus magnuspinnatus, 4119 nucleotides long. It is a transcript of the gene kif19, whose product is annotated as kinesin family member 19. The transcript has 20 exons. Gene Ontology annotation, molecular function: microtubule motor activity; microtubule binding; ATP binding. Lineage: Eukaryota; Metazoa; Chordata; Actinopteri; Gobiiformes; Gobiidae. The coding region runs from base 417 to 3449 and encodes 1010 amino acids. Gene Ontology annotation, biological process: microtubule-based movement. The record is from RefSeq and is a predicted model, not a curated record.
GACAAACAGCGGCCGCACAGCUCCAGUCUACACCGCAGGAGGCACGCCAAACCCGGGCACCACUUCUCCACUCCGCCCGGGGGGGGAAAGACACACGUUACCGGGGGGGAGCAUGAGCCGAGAAGGUGCGCUUCGGCCGGAGGAGCGACAUAACGACUCAUCUUAUUUUCUCCCAUUUUUAUUUUUAUUUAAGAUGUAAGAGAAAAAUGUAGACUUUUAAAUAAAAAAAAAAAGCGAGUAAAAUGUGUGACCCGGAGAGCGGCGGUUAGCUGUAGCCGUUAAGCUAGUUCUGAGUGAAUAUUUCUGCUCAUUAUUUUUGUGGAUUAAAUUAUUGUUUUUUUGUGAAGACUUGGGACAAACCCAGCUGUGGAAAUGAUGCACUAGCUCCUCAUAUUCACUAAAAACAGAAGUUAGCCAUGAAAGACACGGGGGAGUCCAAGGACCAGCAGUUAACGGUGGCGCUGAGGGUCCGUCCUCUGAGCGACGCAGAGCUGGAGGAAUCUGCGACCAUCGUGGCUCACAGAGUCGAUCAACAGAUGGUGGUGUUGAUGGACCCUCUGGAGGACCCUGAUGAUGUUCUUCGUGCCAAUCGCUCCAGAGAGAAAACAUAUAUGUUCGACGUGGCCUUUGACUACUCCGCAAGCCAGGAGGAGGUGUACAGAGCCACCACCAAAGGCCUGAUCGAGGGUCUCAUCUCUGGGUACAAUGCCACCGUGUUCGCCUACGGACCCACAGGUUGUGGUAAGACGUACACGAUGCUGGGCACUGAUAAGGAGCCUGGAAUCUACGUCCGAACAUUAAAUGAUUUGUUUCGUGCCAUCGAAGAGACGAGCGACGACAUGCUCUACUCUGUGUCCAUGUCCUAUCUCGAAAUCUAUAACGAGAUGAUCCGGGACCUGUUGAAUCCUGCCUCUGGUUUCUUGGACCUGAGAGAAGAUUCUAAAGGAGUGAUCCAAGUGGCAGGAAUCACCGAGGUGUCCACCAUCAACGCUCAAGAGAUCAUGGAGCUGUUGGUAAAGGGGAACAGACAGCGCACUCAGGAGCCCACGGCAGCUAACCAGACGUCGUCUCGCUCUCACGCUCUGCUCCAGGUGAGCGUGAAACAGCAGAGCCGCAGCCCACACCUGCAACAGGAAGUGCGCUUCGCCAGGCUGUUUAUGAUUGACCUCGCAGGCUCAGAACGUGCUGCACAGACUCAGAACAGGGGGCAGCGUCUAAAGGAGGGCGCUCACAUAAACCGCUCUCUGCUUGCUCUGGGAAACUGCAUCAACGCUCUGAGCGACAAGAACGGACACAAGUACGUCAACUACAGAGACAGCAAGCUAACAAGGCUACUCAAGGACUCUUUAGGAGGAAACAGCAGAACAGUGAUGAUCGCUCACAUCUCUCCAGCCUCCACUGCUUUUGAAGAGUCCAGGAACACACUGACCUACGCUGACCGGGCUAAAAGUAUACGGACACGGGUGAAGAAGAACCUCCUGAACGUCACGUACCACAUCGCUCAGUACACGAGUAUCAUCACAGAGCUGAGAGGAGAGAUCCAGAGGCUACAGAGGAAGAUCAGUGAGCAGGACCGCAGACAGAGCUCAGAGCGGGCCGAUAUCAGACACAUACAAGCUGAGGUGCAGGCGCUCUCCUCUCACCAGUCCAGGGCGGAGGUGGAGCGUUUUCGGGAGCAGAUCCUUCAGACAUUCAGGGAGCAGAUGGAGAUCCGGAGGAGCCUGAUGGAGCUGGAGAACUCCAACAUGGAUCUGCAGGUGGAGACGUCCAGACACCUGCUCACCAUCGCAGACUGGGAGCAGGAGCGUAGCCGUCGCCGGAGGAAGUGGAAGUCUGAGCUGCAGAGAGAGAGUGAGACUAAAGAGGAGAGUGAGACCAGAGAGGAAAGUGAGGGCAAAGAGGAGAGCGAGAAGGACUCGGACAGCUCAGAGUCUGCUCCUGAAACAUCUGAGACCCACGAGGUGUCCUCAGCCAGAGAGAACCUACUACUGCUGAUGUCAGAACAGAAGAGGAUCCACAAACAGAAGACUGUUUUAGAGCGUCGUCUGGCCCAUCUCCGUGAGCAGGCCCAGCGCACGGAGGAGCUUCUGCCCCAGAGGGUGAGCUGCGAGGGGCAGAGGCAGGUGCUGGGGCUUCUGUGUAAGGUCCAUGAGCUGGAGCUGGAAAAGGCCGAGAUGCAGUCGUCCACUUUACUCAAAGACAAUCUGCUGCGGAGGAAGGAGCGUGUGGUGCAGAGGUUUGAGAGACACCGACAGCUCUGCGACAAGAUCAUACAGAGACAGAGGCAGUUUAUACACGAGCACAGUCUGCUGGUGCCCCCUCAGCUACAGGAGCUUUAUGACGUUUACCUGAAGGAGGCAGAUGAGAGGAGACUGGAGAGGGCUCUGGCUCUGGACACAGCUACAGCCCGAUACGCCAUCAAGGAGGGCUCUCUUCCAAAGAUCUCUCUCCCGGUGCACAGUCGGGAUCAGACCCUGGACUUGGACUCGGAUCAGGAGAGUCUGAGGAACGUGAGGCUGGAGCGUAAAACCAGGAGACACACGCUGCCCCCGAUCCUGCCCGAGUCCGAGCUGGACAGUAACAGAGUGUUCAAAAACAGCCCUCACGCCCAAAGGAUUAAGAACUCCUCCGUCGUGACUCCUCCUCCCAUCCACAUUAACGGCAAGAACAGAGAGCUGCAGCCGUUGGUGCCAGAUUCCUUGCUGAACUACAGUCUCCUCUCUCACAGCGUCAGUUCUCACCUGGACUCCUCCCCCGAGAGCAGCGAGGCUGGGGCGGAGCUAACAAACUCAGAGCGAGAGGAGAUCAUGAAGGGAGUUCAGAACAUCGUGGUUAAAGCCGCACGGCGCCGCUCUCGGGCUCUAGAGGGCGACGUUCUGCGGUUCCCUCCCCCCUCCUCCCCCCUGGACCCACACAAACAGAGGAGCAGCCUGUCUCUGAGCGCUGUGCCCCCUGCUGGAGCCCCUCUGAGGCGCAGACAGCCCAGCCCCGAGCUCACCCACGCCACUUCCGACGAUAAUCUCUCCAGCAGCACCGGAGAAGGACCCCAGAAUGGACCCAAGACCAGGACCAGACUAGGACCCAGCAAGAACCAGACCCCCCGAGACGCCAAGGACAGCGAGGGGGAGGGGCGCAGGAGGAAGAGAAGGAGCCGGUCCUUCGAGGUCACCGGACAGGCUCUCCCUCAGACUAAGUCCACAGCGGCACAGAGGUUUCGGCCUCUGGACAGCACCUCAGACCCACACCUCCACAUGGGCCCUGUGCCUCCUGUGCUCCGAGCCCAGAGAGGAGCAGCCGCCGCGGGGAGAGGCAGAGGAGGACUGCCCACCACCCUCCAGACAGGAACAGACUCGGCUCCUCUGGCCACCCUGAAGAGAGUUCCACAGCUGAGACCUCAACCACUGCUUUAUAUCAGCUCCACCAACUCACAGAGACAAAGGAGGAACUGAACCAGGACUAAAACUGCACAAGGACUCAACCAGGACUGAACUGGGGUCUGGGGGAUUAACCAGAAUUGGACCAAAUAAACGAACACCAGCACUAAACCUGGAAGAGAGGCUCUCACAUCUUUAGCACAAAACACAUUUAGUUGAUUUUAGAUAUUUCUAUUAAUAGAUCCCAGUUACAAUAAGGCAUCCUGGAGGCUCAGCACUUAAAGAAUGUUGUCCUCUGCAUUUGACCCAUCCUUCAGUUUCUCUGGGUUAAACAUGUCAGGGGCAGUGGACUAGAUCUGGUUAGGAUCCUGGUCAGGAGUAACGAGCUGGAGAGUUAUUGGACGUAGGUUUAUGGGGGAAAACAGUGGAAACAAAUGCAGACACAAGGAGAACAUCCAAACACCAGAUUAAAACUACCAAAAAAAGACCAAACGUGUCCUUAUUUUGCAUAGGUCACAUUGUGCAUUGCCUUCAGGACCCAUUUAGAAAUUAGAUUUUCAGUAAAAUAGUUUCUGAAACAUGACUUCUUCUUGUGCCCUUCUUGGUCAAGCCUUUUGACGUAAACUUUUUAAAUCUUAAAAGAAAAGUUAUUUAACUAUUGCCUUUUCUUUCAUGUUAUCAAAAAGUACACAUUGUUUUCAUAAUUAAGACUUUCUAUGGUUUAUUUUGUACAUUUUUUAUUCGU